Messenger RNA from Pestalotiopsis fici W106-1, 3204 nucleotides. RefSeq names its product Bifunctional P-450:NADPH-P450 reductase. Gene Ontology annotation, molecular function: FMN binding; heme binding; iron ion binding. Bases 1 to 3204 code for a protein of 1067 amino acids. Gene Ontology annotation, cellular component: cytosol. The record is from RefSeq and is a predicted model, not a curated record. Lineage: Eukaryota; Fungi; Ascomycota; Sordariomycetes; Amphisphaeriales; Sporocadaceae. The transcript has 6 exons.
AUGGCAGAGGUUGUUCCUAUCCCAGAGCCACCGGCUCUACCACUGCUGGGUCACGUUGGCACAGUUGACCAAGAGUUUCCACUUGGCUCGUUCAUGAGCCUUGCAGACAAAUACGGCGAGAUAUACCGUCUUCAGUUUCCAGGAUCAAAACUCAUAGUCGUGUCGACGCAUGCUCUGGUCGACGAGCUGUGCGAUGAGAAGCGAUUCAAAAAGAUACCCGGCAGCGUUCUGAAACAGAUCAGAAAUGGUGUCAAUGAUGGCCUCUUUACUGCAAAGCUCGAGGAGCCCAACUGGGGCAUUGCGCACCGAGUUCUCAUGCCGGCCUUUGGUCCCUUGAGCAUUCGCGGCAUGUUUGACGAAAUGCACGACAUUGCUAUUCAGCUGACCAUGAAAUGGGCUCGCUACGGCCCGUCAACGCCGCUCCUGGUUACCGAUGAUUUCACAAGGUUGACGCUGGAUACCCUAGCGUUGUGCGCCAUGGGUUUCCGUUUCAACAGCUUUUACACCAACCAGCUCCACCCAUUUAUUGACGCCAUGGGUGACUUUCUUGCCGAAGCUGGCACGAGAACACGGCGGCCCCCUCUGCCGGCCUGGUUCUACAAGAAUCAGGAGGCCAAGUUCUUCUCCGAUAUCGAAGUUCUCCGCAAGACCGCCUUUGAGGUGCUUGAGGAGAGAAAGGCUGGCGAGAGCGACCGAAAAGACUUGCUUGCUGCCAUGCUCAAAGGAGCGGAUCCGCGGUCAGGAGUCCACAUGACUGACCAGUCCAUUGUCGAUAACCUGAUCACCUUUCUCAUUGCCGGCCAUGAAACGACUUCGGGACUAUUGUCAUUUGCUUUUUACGAGUUGUUGAGAAACCCAGAUGAAUAUCGCAAAGCCCAACAAGAGGUUGACAGCGUUAUUGGAAAGGGCCCAAUCAAGGUUGAACACAUGUCAAAAUUGCCCUAUAUCUCUGCUAUUUUGCGCGAGACUCUGCGAAUACAGUCACCCAUCACAAUGAUUGUGGUGAGCCCAACCGAGGACACACUUCUUGGAGGAAAGUAUGCAGUGUCAAAGGAUGAUCAAAUUGCAAUGAUGAUCAAAAAGUCGCAUCUGGAUCCAAAGGUUUACGGAGAAGAUGCAGCCGAGUUCAAGCCUGAGCGCAUGCUCGAUGGAAAGUUUGAGAAGCUUCCAAAGAACGCCUGGAAGCCCUUUGGCAACGGUGUUCGAGGCUGCAUCGGCCGUCCUUUUGCCUGGCAGGAGGCUCUAUUGGUGAUGGCCAUGCUCCUCCAGAACUUUAACUUUGUCAUGGACGACCCAAGUUACAACAUUGCAUACAAGCAGACCUUGACUAUCAAGCCACUGGGAUUCCACAUGCGAGCCAGUUUGCGCGAUGGCCUGACACCCACAACGCUGGAAAGGAGAUUGGCCGGGCAUGGGCCCGAUGAGACUCAGGCUGCAGAGGCCAAGGCUGCAGCAGCUGUCCAGGGUGCUGGUCAAGGCAAGCCCAUGACAGUCUUGUAUGGCUCCAACAGUGGUACAUGCGAGGCAAUGGCCCAUCGAAUUGCUGCCGACGCCUCCCAGCAUGGUUUCACAGCAACCACCCUCGAUUGCAUGGACACUGCAGCAAAUGGAAAUCUCCCCACAGACCAGCCAGUCAUUAUCGUCACCGCUUCAUACGAGGGUCAAGCUCCAGACAAUGCACGACACCUGGUCUCGUACCUCGAGAGCAUCGAAGACAAGUCGACACUAAAGGGCGUCUCGUAUGCCGUGUUCGGAUGCGGUCACCGCGACUGGGCAUCGACCUUUUAUCGUAUUCCAAACCUGGUCGACGAAAAGAUAACCGAGAAUGGUGGACGUCGAUUGGCAAGCAUGGGCACUGCUGACGCUGGUGAAGGUGACAUGUUUGUCGCAUUCGAGACCUGGGAAGACAAUGUCCUAUGGCCAGCGCUGACCAAGGAAUACGGUACAACGACUGACCAAGAGUCUGGCAAGCAAGGCCUCUCACUCAAGGUUUCAGUGUCGACCCCUCGCACUUCAGCCCUGCGUGCCGAUGUAGAAGAGGCCGAGGUUGUCUCGACCCGCUUGUUGACUGCAGAGGGCGAGCCAUUGAAGAAGCAUAUCGAGAUUAAGCUUCCGUCCGAAACUUCAUACCGGGCAGGAGAUUACCUGGCUGUGCUGCCCAUCAACCCGAGGGAGACUGUGGCACGUGUCAUGAGAAAGUUUGAGCUUCCGUGGGACUCGCACCUCACUAUCGAGACAGGCGGUCAUGUUCCUCUGCCGACCAAUGCAUCACUCCCAGCGAGCACCAUAUUUGGUGCCUACGUCGAGUUGGCGCAGCCUGCUACCAAGAGGAACAUUCUUGCUCUCUCGGAAGCAACCAAUGAUGAAAACGACAAGUCUGCAUUGAAGAAACUUGCUACAGAGUCAUUUGAAGAGGCUGUUUCUGAUAAAAAGGUGUCCAUCUUGGACCUCCUGGAGCAGUACCCGUCUGUCAAGCUACCACUGGGUUCAUUCCUUGCUUGCUUGCCGCCCAUGAGAGUUAGGCAAUACUCCAUUUCCUCGUCACCACUUUGGAACUCGCGCAACGUGACCCUCACAUUUUCCCUGCUUGAGGAGCCCUCCAAAUCAGGCCAAGGCAAACACGUCGGCGUCGCCACAUCAUACCUCAACAGCCUCCAGCCCGGCGACAAACUUCACGUGUCAGUCAGGCCAUCGCACUCGUCGUUUCACCUUCCUCAAGAUCCCGAAAAGACUCCCGUGAUCUGCGUGGCAGCCGGCACGGGCUUGGCUCCAUUCAGAGGCUUCAUUCAGGAGCGCGCAGCUCUCAUCGAGGCUGGGCGCAAGGUGGCACCCUUGACGCUGUACUUUGGGUGCAGAGAACCGGGUCGCGAUGACCUGUACCCCGAGGAGCUUUCGCAGUGGGAAAAGAUUGGCGCGGUCACGGUCAAGUAUGCCUUCUCUCGCACCCCAGAUAAGAGCAAUGGGCACAAGUAUGUCCAAGAUGCCAUGUGGGACGACAGGAAAGAUAUUGCCGAAAUGUGGAGGAACAAUGCCAAACUAUUCGUGUGUGGGUCUAGAAAGGUUGGCGCUGCGGUCGAGGAGGUUGCCAUCAAGCUGCGCGUCAGAGGUUGGGAGCUGGAUGGAGUCGAGGCAUCUGAAGAAGAGGCUCGAAAGUGGUGGAUUGAGCUGAGAAACGAACGAUAUGCAACAGAUGUGUUCGAUUAA